AUAAAACGAAGGAAAGGGCCGUCGGUUAAAUAGCCAUUUCUCUCUCUCUCUCUCUCUGAACUCAAUUCACAUUCGGAAAAGUUAGGGUUUUCAAAUUUCAAGUUUGAAAAUGCCGCGAUAUGAUGAUCGAUAUGCCAGUACACGUCUCUAUGUUGGACACCUGGCUGCUAGGACACGAUCACGGGAUCUGGAACAUCUUUUCAGCAAAUACGGGCGAGUACGAGAUGUGGAUAUGAAGCGUGACUAUGCAUUUGUCGAAUUUAGUGAUCCCAGAGAUGCUGAUGAUGCAAGGCAUUACUUAGAUGGCAAGGAGUUUGAUGGAAGUCGUAUCAUUGUGGAAUUUGCAAAGGGGGUACCUCGUGGUUCCCGAGAAUAUUUGGGCAGAGGUCCUCCUCCAGGAUCUGGACGCUGCUUUAAUUGUGGCAUUGAUGGCCACUGGGCUCGAGAUUGCAAAGCUGGAGACUGGAAGAACAAGUGUUAUCGUUGUGGGGAAAGAGGUCAUAUAGAGAGAAACUGCAAGAACAGUCCCAAGAAACUCACGCGGGGGAGGAGUUACUCUCGAUCACCAGGUAGAUCACGCUCUCCUCACCGUGGCAGAAGCCGCAGUCCAAGUUAUAGCCGAGGUCGAAGCUACAGCCGAUCAAGAUCCCCACCACCAAAGAGAGAGCGAAGUGUUGAGAAUGAGAACAGGUCAUUGAGCCCUGAACCAAGGAGUACAAAGGCCAGGAAGCGCAGCCCAACACCUGAUGAAGGCAGCCCACGCCCUUCUCCCAAAUCUCGAAAACUGGAUGAUGAGCAAGAUAGAGAGUACAGUGGCAGCCCCAGUUGAAGAAGCAGAAGCAGAAGCAGAAGCAGAAGCCCUCGAGAUGAGAGGUACAGAAGUCCUCAGACUAAUGGUCGCAGCCGCAGUCCUAGUCCCAGGGAUGAUAGAAGCCCCGUUGAUGAUGAUUAUGAGGACAACAACCGCUCCCCGAGAGAUAGUGACGUGUCACGUUGAAAUGCACCAUCCCAAUGGAAUUGGUGUAUGUUUGCACUUUCCAAUCUUCACCAAGACCUUAAGUUUGUUCUGUUUAGAUGGUCAAACAUUUAUAUGCUAAGUAGAGAUGUAAUUUGAAACUUUUUAUUUGGAUUAGGGAGCCUAUUUUAAUAAUUUGGUAUGGAGAGCUAUGCAUUCAAUUCGUUUUGUUUUA
Populus euphratica (Euphrates poplar) is the source of this 1190-nucleotide messenger RNA. RefSeq names its product serine/arginine-rich splicing factor RS2Z33. Gene Ontology annotation, molecular function: zinc ion binding; RNA binding. NCBI's taxonomy places the organism in Eukaryota, Viridiplantae, Streptophyta, Magnoliopsida, Malpighiales, Salicaceae. The record is from RefSeq and is a predicted model, not a curated record. The transcript is spliced from 7 exons.